GUUCAGGUCACAACCGGAAGUGGACGUGGCAUACCGCUGCAGCAUUUCCGCUGAAUGUCUGUUUCUCAUUUCCAGAAGGGAUUAGGGAGAAACACCCCGGGACGGCGUUGACUUUCUCACCCCGUGGCCUGCCUAUUUGACUUUUUUUUUUUUACCAAGAGCAGAGCGACGCCUUACUACCCAAUACACUUUGAAGAUAUAGGGAUGAACUGAAGAUGAAUGUAAACCAGCACACUCCAAUGGCCUCUCCCUAUGGCCAGCCUCAGCCUGGCUACGGGCAGCCCACCUUUGCCCCCCUGGAUGGUGGAUACCCGGCACCCUACGCACCUUACAACGGCCCCACGUCAGCCUACCAGCCCGGAGCUCCACCACAAGGUUAUUCAUCUUUUACCACCUACCCCUCUAAGGCUGCGGCAGCCCAUCCAGUCUCUGAGCUCUCCUCUCCUCUUGACCUAGGUCAUGGCAGGGCUCCACCCACUUCCGGCCCUCCUCCGGUAUUAGCUCCUCAAGCGUACAACCAGUAUGGUCCCAACCAGGGGGUCACGCAGAAUGGACCCCCACCUUUGACGCAAGCACCUGCCAGGCCUGCUGCGGUGUCUCAGCCCUACCACCAAGGAUCAGUCAACCUGUCAGGGCCGCCCACCUCGUACCCCCAACACUACGGGCCCCCGCCCACAAUGCAGCACGUCACCAAUCAGAUGAGCGGGAUGCAGGUUUCCGCCGGACCCCCCAGCGCUGCGGGGCCCGGAUAUGCACCACCGCACAGUUCCCACCCGCCUGCGAGCGCUUCCUUCCCAGCCGCUCCUCCCUCCUCCUACACGCAGGCUCCGCCCCCUACGUCGUCUCGCCCCGCCCAGCAGCCACCCCCGCCCUCUGGCCCCGCCGCUCCCCAGCAAUACUACGGAGGCAACCCUCCCUCCCAGCAGCCGUUUAACUCUUCUCUCCCCCCUACCUCGCAACAGCAAUACACCUCCCCUGCGCCGCCUCUGCCUUCCACCCAGCAGCCAUUUCCUCCUUCCUCCUAUUCGGGUCCUCCGCCAGCUCAAGCUCCUUCUCCGUCAGUAUCGCAGCCUCAGCAGUCCUUCCCGGCCUCUCAGCCUGCGUUCUCCUCAGCCCCUCCACCUGUUGGCCAGACCUCCUUCGCCCCCGGCCAGGGCUCCUACCCUCCAAGGGCGCCCCCACCCACCUCCUCUCAGCCCGGGUCGUAUCCUCCUUCAGGUCCUCCUCCAACGUCACCCCCCUCUGGCCAGUAUCCAGGGCCCAUGCCGCCUCAGCAGCAGCCCCUUCCCUCGCAACCGCCACCCUUCCCCUCAGGUCCCUUUCCUCCCAGACCACAGAUGCCCCCGUCAUCCAUGCACCAGAGCAACCACUUACCUCCAGGACCACCAGGCCCUCCUGGACCCAUGCAGCAGCAGCAGCAGCACCCCCCACCUCAGCCUGGCAUGCCGGGAGGGUACCCACCCCAACAGAAUGGUGCAUUCGGGCAGGUGAGAGGCCCUCAGCCGGGCUACCCGGGCCCUUACCCUACCCAGACAAACUACGGAGCUCCCGCACCAGCACCUGCUCCAGCCGGGGCCCAGAAAAGACUGGACCCCGACAGCAUUCCUAGCCCGAUCCAAGUCAUAGAGGACGACAAGGCCAAGAGCACAGAGCCUUUCACCACCGGGGUAAGGGGACAAGCCCCACCGCUCGUCACCACCAACUUUCAAGUCCAAGACCAAGGGAACGCCAGCCCCAGGUUCUUCCGCUGUACGGCCUACAACAUGCCGUGCACCGCAGACAUGGCUAAGCAGUCUCAGGUGCCGCUGGCGGCUGUCAUCAAGCCUCUCGCCGUGCUGCCGCCAGAUGAGGCGCCCCCGUUCUUAGUGGACCAUGGAGAAGGUGGUCCAAUCCGUUGCAACCGCUGCAAAGCCUACAUGUGUCCGUACAUGCAAUUCAUCGAAGGAGGGCGUCGCUUCCAGUGUGGGUUUUGCACUUGUGUCACAGAAGUUCCUCCGCAUUAUUUCCAGCAUCUGGACCAGACUGGGAAGAGAAUGGACUUCUACGAAAGACCGGAGCUCUCGCUGGGCAGCUACGAGUUCCAGGCCACUGUCGACUACUGUAAAAACAACAAGAUUCCUCAGCUUCCAGCCUACAUCUUCUUUAUCGACGUGUCCUACAACGCUGUGAAGAGUGGCAUGGUCAGCAUAGUCUGUCAGGAACUUAAGACGCUACUGGACCACCUGCCCAGAGAAAACCCGGAAGCGGACUCUGUGGUGCGAGUGGGCUUUGUCACGUACAACAAGGUCCUGCACUUCUACAACGUCAAGUCUAGCCUGGCCCAACCACAGAUGCUGGUGGUGUCGGACGUGUCGGAUAUGUUUGUGCCCCUGCUGGACGGUUUCCUGGUCAACGUCAACGAGAGCCGCCUGGUCAUUGAAAGUUUGCUGGACCACAUCCCAGAGAUGUUUGCAGACACCAGAGAGACCGAGACAGUCUUUGGACCUGUUAUACAGGCCGGACUAGAGGCGCUCAAGGCCGCAGACUGCGCAGGGAAGCUGUUUGUGUUCCACACCUCGUUGCCCAUUGCUGAGGCUCUUGGAAAACUCAAGAAUAGAGAGGACAAGAAGCUGGUUGGCACUGAUAAAGAAAAGUCUCUGUUUCAGCCUCAAGCAACUUUUUACAACACGCUGGCCAAGGAGUGCGUUGCUCAAGGCUGCUGCGUGGACCUCUUCCUCUUCCCCAACCAAUACGUGGACGUGGCCACGUUAGGUGUGGUUCCUGUCUCCACAGGAGGCUCCGUCUACAAGUACACCUACUUCCAGGCUCAGACGGACCAGGAGAGGUUCCUGAACGACCUCAGACGAGACGUACAGAAGCCGAUUGGCUUCGACGCCGUCAUGAGGGUUCGGACCAGCACAGGUAUCCGGGCGACCGAUUUCUUUGGCUCGUUCUUCAUGAGCAACACCACGGACGUGGAGCUGGCGGGACUGGACUGUGACAAGGCGGUCACGGUGGAGUUCAAACACGACGACAAGCUCAGCGAGGAGACGGGGGCGCUCAUACAGUGCGCCGUCCUCUACACCAGCUGCGGCGGCCAAAGGCGCCUGCGCAUCCACAACAUGGCGGUCAACUGCUGCUCUCAGCUGGCCGACCUCUACCGCAAUUGUGAGACGGACACCAUCAUCAACUUCCUUUCCAAAUACGCUUUCCGUGGCGUCCUGAGCAACCCCACAAAGGCGGUGAGGGACACUCUGGUCAACCAGUGUGCUCAGAUCCUGGCCUGCUAUCGCAAGAACUGUGCAAGUCCCUCAUCAGUUGGUCAGUUAAUCCUCCCCGAAUGCAUGAAGCUGCUGCCGGUCUACUUGAAUUGCCUUCUGAAGAGCGACGUGCUGCUGCCCGGCGCUGACGUGUCGCUGGAUGACCGAGCGUACCUGCGGCAGCUCGUCAGCUGCAUGGACGUGGCCGAGACCCACGUCUUCUUUUACCCUCGCCUUCUGCCGCUGAUGAAGCUGGAGAGCGGGUCGUUGCCGAUGGCGGUGAGGGCCUCCGAGGAGAGGCUUUCCAAAGGUGGCGUCUACCUGCUGGAGACGGGCCUCCAUCUCUUCCUGUGGGUGGCAGCCAACGCCCAACAAGAGCUGCUGCUCAACAUCUUUGGAACAUCCAGCUUCAGCCACGUCGACUCCACCGUGACCAGUCUGCCGGUGUUGGACAAUCCAUUCUCACAAAGACUCCGAGAGAUUGUGGACUCCUUCAGAGCGCAGCGCUCGCGAUACAUGAAGCUGAUGGUGGUGAAGCAGGAGGAGCGCUCGGAGCUCAUCUUCAAACACUUCCUGGCGGAGGACAAGAGCGCCAGCGGGGGCGCGUCCUACGUGGACUUCCUGUGUCACAUGCACAAGGAGAUCCGCCAGCUCCUCAGCUAGGUCCACAAAGUCCCGCCUUCUUUCUCUUCCUAUCUUUUCUCCCUCCUCCUCUUUUCUCCCCUUUUUUUUUAACCCAAUAAACUUUAAAGCUCU
This is a messenger RNA of Entelurus aequoreus (snake pipefish), 3995 nucleotides long. RefSeq names its product SEC24 homolog C, COPII coat complex component (gene sec24c). The record is from RefSeq and is a predicted model, not a curated record. Gene Ontology annotation, cellular component: COPII vesicle coat; endoplasmic reticulum exit site. Gene Ontology annotation, molecular function: zinc ion binding; SNARE binding. NCBI's taxonomy places the organism in Eukaryota, Metazoa, Chordata, Actinopteri, Syngnathiformes, Syngnathidae. Gene Ontology annotation, biological process: COPII-coated vesicle cargo loading; intracellular protein transport; endoplasmic reticulum to Golgi vesicle-mediated transport.